Molecule: messenger RNA, 1737 nt
Organism: Boleophthalmus pectinirostris (great blue-spotted mudskipper)
Lineage: Eukaryota; Metazoa; Chordata; Actinopteri; Gobiiformes; Gobiidae
Gene: pah
Product: phenylalanine hydroxylase
Exons: 13
Coding region: 52-1425 (457 amino acids)
Biological process (GO): L-tyrosine biosynthetic process; L-phenylalanine catabolic process
Molecular function (GO): phenylalanine 4-monooxygenase activity; iron ion binding
Source: RefSeq, a predicted model, not a curated record
UUACUGAACUCAACCAAUCAUUAGACUCACUGUUAACCUGAAGCGCACAGGAUGGACGCUGCGUACAAAAAGAUCAAUGGGGACCAUGAGCCAUUGGAGGAAUCAGGGACUAGGAAAAGAAGAGGGUCCAUGUAUUUGGAGGAAGAGACCAGUAAGACAUCUGAAGUCAUCUCCUGCAUCUUCUCCCUGAAAGAGGAGGUCGGAGCUUUAGCCAGGGCUCUCAGACUGUUCGAGGAGAAGGGAAUCAACCUGAUGCACAUUGAGUCCCGCCCCUCCAGGAUGAACAAAGAGCAGUACGAGUUCUUCAUCAGUGUGGACCCCUCGUCCUCUCAGGCUCUGGACGAGGCCAUAGACAGCCUGCGCACACAAAUCAGUGGUCAAGUACAUGAGCUAUCACGAAACAAGAAGAAAGAUACAGUGCCAUGGUUCCCCAACGACAUCCAGGACCUGGACCGCUUUGCAAACCAGAUCCUGAGCUAUGGCUCGGAGCUUGAUGCGGAUCACCCAGGCUUCACAGAUCCAGUGUACAGAGCUCGCAGAAAAGAGUUUGCAGAUAUUGCUUACAACUACAGACAUGGACAACCUAUACCCAGAGUGGACUACACAGAGGAGGAGAAGGCCACAUGGGGCACUGUGUUUAAGGAGCUCAAGUCUCUGUACCCGACCCAUGCCUGUCGGGAGCACAACCGGGUCUUUCCACUUUUGGAAAAGUAUUGUGGCUACAGGCAUGACAACAUCCCUCAACUGGAGGAUGUGUCCCGCUUCCUGCAAUCAUGCACGGGGUUCCGGCUUCGUCCUGUAGCAGGAUUGUUGUCAUCCCGGGACUUUCUGGCAGGUCUUGCCUUCCGAGUUUUCCAUUCGACACAAUACAUUCGUCAUGGCUCCAAACCCACAUACACCCCAGAACCAGAUAUCUGUCAUGAGCUUCUUGGACAUGUUCCUCUGUUUGCUGACCCAGGGUUUGCUCAGUUCUCACAGGAGAUUGGACUGGCAUCCCUUGGAGCCCCUGAUGAGUUCAUUGAGAAACUUGCAACUGUGUACUGGUUCACUGUGGAGUUUGGGCUGUGCAAGCAAGGAUCUGAGAUCAAAGCCUUUGGUGCUGGUUUGCUUUCAUCAUUUGGAGAGCUGCAGUACUGCCUGACGGACAAGCCACAACGGAUGCCAUUUGAACCGGAAAAGACAUGUCUCCAGAAAUACCCAAUAACAGAGUAUCAACCAGUGUACUUCAUUGCUGAAAGCUUUGACGAUGCCAAGGAGAAAGUCAGGAGAUUUGCAAGCACAAUUCCCAGGCCAUUCACUGUUCGCUACAAUCCAUACACCCAGAGUGUGGAAGUACUGGAUAACACGCUGCAGCUCAGAAACCUGGCAGAGAGCAUCAAUGGUGAGCUGAGCAAACUGUGUGAAGCCAUGAGAAAAUUAGAGUAAUUAGUGGAUAAAUAUUACUGAACAUUUACUUUGCUGCUGCCUCUUGCUGUUACUGAUACAAUCAAAUACCUUUCUUGUUUUAUAUAUAACCAUAACUAUAUUAUUUGCUUCUACCAGUACUACUACUACUACUACUACUACUACUACUAGAACUUGUGUAACACUCUCCUUAAAUCAUAUCAGUAUAGUAGAUAACAAAUGUCUGAUGUAUGUUUAUAACAAUAUUAUAGUCUUUAAGUUACUGAUGUUUUUUUUUUUUUUUUAGUUUUUUUUUUUAUAUAUGAAGACUUGUGAAAUUACAAUUUUCCUCUU